Molecule: messenger RNA, 1431 nt
Organism: Metarhizium acridum CQMa 102
Lineage: Eukaryota; Fungi; Ascomycota; Sordariomycetes; Hypocreales; Clavicipitaceae
Biological process (GO): proteolysis
Molecular function (GO): metallodipeptidase activity
Source: RefSeq, a predicted model, not a curated record
AUGGCUCCCCAACUUGACAGCUACUUCAAACAGGUGGACGAUUCCGCCAAACACUUCAUUGAGCGCCUCCGCAAGGCCGUUGCCAUUCCCUCCAUUUCAGCCGAGGACGCUCGUCGUCCCGAUGUCGUUCGCAUGGGAGAAUGGCUCGCCGGCGAGUUGAAGAGCUUGGGAGCUGAGGUCGAGCUUCGACCUCUUGGCAAACAGCCUCACAAGGAGCACCUUGAUCUCCCUCCCGUUGUCCUCGCUCGCUACGGAAAUGAUAAGAACAAGCGAACGAUCCUUGUAUAUGGCCACUACGAUGUUCAGCCUGCCGAGAAGAGCGACGGCUGGGCUACCGAGCCUUUCGAACUGGCUGUUGACGACAAGGGUCGCAUGUUUGGUCGUGGUUCUACUGACGACAAGGGACCUGUCCUGGGCUGGCUUAACGCUAUUGAGGCUCACCAGAAGGCUGGCAUCGACUUUCCCGUCAACCUGUUGAUGUGCUUUGAGGGUAUGGAAGAGUACGGCUCAGAGGGUUUGGAGGAGUUCAUCCGGGCUGAAGCCAAGAAGUAUUUUGCCGAUACCGAUGCUGUCUGUAUUUCUGACAACUACUGGCUCGGUACCGAGAAGCCUUGCCUGACUUACGGUCUACGAGGCUGCAACUACUAUUCUGUCGAAGUCUCUGGUCCUGGAGCUGAUCUUCAUAGUGGUGUUUUUGGUGGCACUGCUCAGGAGCCCAUGACUGACCUGGUUCGCGUCUUGGGCUCGCUUGUCGACACUAACGGCAAGAUCCAAAUCCCUGGGAUCAUGGAGCAGGUUGCCCCCGUCACCAAGGAAGAGGAAGGCCUCUAUGAUGGCAUUUCUUUCACCAUGGACAACAUUUUUGAGUCGCUGGGGAGCAAGACCACAAUCCACGACGACAAGAAGAACACUCUGAUGGCACGUUGGAGAUACCCCUCCCUGUCAAUCCAUGGUGUUGAAGGUGCUUUCUCUAGCCCUGGAGCUAAGACGGUCAUUCCUGCCAAGGUCAUUGGAAAGUUCUCAAUCCGAACUGUGCCCAAUAUGGACAUUGACACCACCAAUAACUGCGUCUACAAGUACGUUGAAGAGCAGUUUGCCAAGUUGAAUAGCAAGAACACUAUGAAGGUCUACGCGCAGCACACUGGCAAGUGGUGGGCUGCCUCUCCCAAGCACUGGAACUUCUCCGCAGCUGCCAAGGCUACCGAGCGUGUCUGGGGCGUUCAGCCUGACUUCACGCGUGAGGGUGGAAGCAUCCCCAUUACUCUUACCUUCGAGGAGGCUACCGGGAAGAACGUCCUUCUGCUUCCCAUGGGAAGUUCAACCGAUGGUGCCCACUCGAUCAACGAGAAGCUGGACAAACGAAACUACAUUGAGGGCAUCAAGCUCCUCGGGGCGUACCUGCACUACGUUGCCGAGGAGCCCCAAUCGUAG